Messenger RNA from Neurospora hispaniola, 1082 nucleotides. RefSeq lists its product as uncharacterized. Gene Ontology annotation, biological process: proteolysis. The record is from RefSeq and is a predicted model, not a curated record. Bases 197 to 757 code for a protein of 186 amino acids. Lineage: Eukaryota; Fungi; Ascomycota; Sordariomycetes; Sordariales; Sordariaceae. The transcript has a single exon. Gene Ontology annotation, molecular function: metallocarboxypeptidase activity; zinc ion binding.
UGAUUGGGGGGGCUUUAAUAGUGCGGUGUGCGGGUUAGGUGCGGGCGUAAGGGGGUUCAAGACAGGGACCUUACACGUAGUGUACAAACAAAUCGCACGCCGUCAAUCGACAGGCAGCACCGUACAUGUUUUCGUGGAAGGUCCGGGCCGGAAAACACGACAAGACGAUCUGUGCUCCUCAGCCUUGGAAUCCUUGAUGGAAGAUCGUGCCAUAGAUCCGGAAAUGGUGUUUACCCGCUGCUGCUGUUGCUUGCCUGCCGGAUCCUGUCGUGGCCAGGUCAACGACGACAGACAGGCAUUUACCGGUAUGUCAUCAUUUUCAACAGAUUUGCUUCUCGUUAACUACCGGCAUCGUCACUGGUCGCUCUUCCCCGUCUACGUUGUCGCCAGCUGGUGCCGCCUCUUGCGUUCACAGCCUCGCUUGAGCUCCCAUCAUGGUUCCUUACAUGAUGGUACGGCACCCGGUAUGCAGUCUAAAACAUCAUCACCUUCAGCAGAAGCCUUGGAUGUUCAUGGCUUCAAUGGCCUAGUUACUUACCCUUAUAGUUUAAAACUCGGACAGUCAAAGGUGAACACUGCUUUCCUUGCUUGUCAGGGCAUGAAACAACCGCUUCCUCCGAGCCCUCUCCGAGUCCCGAAGAGUACCCAGCGACUCGACGAUGUCAGCGACAAGUUUCCUCCACCACUAUGCUUCACCUGCACAUAUGUAGUGCAUAAACAGCCCGUGGCAGUGGCGUGGCAUCAACACGACAUUUGAUGUCUGUUGAUAUCAUCGUAACGGCGACGCGUAGUCAUCAUACAUCUAGCAUAACUUGACUUGCUCAAAUCUGCCGGAGGUGCAGCGCUUUUGCGUGUUGCCUUCCAGCCCAGGUAUCUACCGAACCCACUUCAGCCCCGUGACGAUCCAUGGCCUGCAAGUACCUCCCUGGAAGGACCGGUGCUAAGGUCGGACGUUAACUGCUCCGUGCUUCGGGCAUACCUAUUUUGGCAGCUUUCAUGUCGACUAUCUUGCAUUCGAUCGUAAAUGCAGGCAAGGCAUGAUUUUCUCGGUUAAAGGCGUCAUCGUUGCCCUAAACUUGCCA